AUGAUCAUAACAAGAUCUAAUGCUCGAUUGAUCAGGUUUGUGGUGUUUGCCGUAGUCUUGAUUGGAUGCGGAUACCUUCUCACCAAAGGUUCGUCGUAUCAGCCACCACAAGUGCAACAAGUCCAACAGCAAGGAGCUAGCGGUGCUUCUCAACUUCAACAGCAGCCACAGGCAGCUGCAGCUCCUAAGCUUCAGCAACAACAGCAACAACAGCAACAGAUUCAGAAACAGCCGGCAGCAGCACCAGCAGCAGCAGCAGCAGCACCACCACAGCAAGCACAAGGGGGAGCAGCAGGUUCAGCAAAUGGUGGUGCUCAAUUAACAGGACAAACAGGAGAUUUGCCUUACACACCCAAGAACAUGGGUCCAGUGGCCAAGGCAUUCCUCGGCAGUGACAAAAAGACACCACAGUACAUUCCACAAAAGAACAUUGACCCAGCAACUUACUCCUCCAAGGACAAGAUCAAGGCUGCAUUUGUCGGUUUAGCUCGUAAUCAAGAUUUGCAAGGGUUUUUAGAAUCAAUUAAAACGAUUGAAGAAAGAUUCAAUAAAAAGUUCAAGUAUGACUGGGUUUUCCUCAACGAAGUUGAAUUUAGUGAAGAGUUCAAAACGACAAUUUCCAAUGCUGUUAGCGGUGAAGCUAAAUUUGGCUUGAUCCCAACUGAACACUGGUCGUACCCUGAUUGGAUUGAUCAAGAAAAAGCCGCAUUUGUUAGAGAAGAUAUGAGAGAGAGGAAGAUCAUUUAUGGAGAUUCAGCCAGUUAUCGUCACAUGUGUCGAUUCGAGUCGGGAUUUUUCUGGAGACAAGAUAUUUUGAAAGAUUAUGAAUACUACUGGCGUGUUGAUCCUGAUGUCAAAUUGUUUUGUGAUAUUGAUUAUGAUGUUUUCAAAUGGAUGAAGGAUAAUGGUAAAGAAUACAGUUUUACUAUUACUUUACCGGAAUAUAAAGAAACCAUCCCAACUUUGUGGAAAUCUACCAAGGAGUUUAUUGAUAAGAACCCUCAAUACUUGGCUCAAAACAAUAUGAUGAAUUGGGUUAGUGACGAUGGUGGCAAAACUUAUAAUGGUUGUCAUUUCUGGUCCAAUUUUGAAAUUGCCAGCUUGGAUUUCUGGAGAAGCGAUGCAUAUAAAGCUUAUUUCGAAUACUUGGACAAAGCAGGGGGGUUCUUUUACGAGAGAUGGGGUGAUGCACCAGUACACUCGAUUGCAGCCGCAUUGUUUUUGCCCAAGGAAAAAAUCCAUUUCUUUGAAGAUAUUGGAUAUUUCCAUGUUCCUUUUAACAAUUGUCCUGUUGAUGAUCGAAUUAGAGAAGAGAGGAAUUGUGACUGUAAUCCAAAAGACGAUUUUUCUUGGAAAGCUUAUUCAUGUACUGCAAAGUAUUACAAGGUUAAUAAUUUCAAGAGACAAAAGAAUUGGGAAAAGUUUUCCGGGUAA
Messenger RNA from Lodderomyces margitis, 1434 nucleotides. Its product is annotated as glycosyltransferase family 15 protein. Gene Ontology annotation, cellular component: membrane; Golgi apparatus. NCBI's taxonomy places the organism in Eukaryota, Fungi, Ascomycota, Pichiomycetes, Serinales, Debaryomycetaceae. The transcript has a single exon. The record is from RefSeq and is a predicted model, not a curated record. Gene Ontology annotation, biological process: protein O-linked glycosylation; cell wall mannoprotein biosynthetic process; protein N-linked glycosylation. The coding region runs from base 1 to 1434 and encodes 477 amino acids. Gene Ontology annotation, molecular function: alpha-1,2-mannosyltransferase activity.